Patiria miniata (bat star) is the source of this 2005-nucleotide messenger RNA. RefSeq names its product metabotropic glutamate receptor 1-like. The transcript has 2 exons. Gene Ontology annotation, cellular component: postsynaptic density membrane. Gene Ontology annotation, molecular function: G protein-coupled receptor activity involved in regulation of postsynaptic membrane potential; adenylate cyclase inhibiting G protein-coupled glutamate receptor activity. The record is from RefSeq and is a predicted model, not a curated record. Lineage: Eukaryota; Metazoa; Echinodermata; Asteroidea; Valvatida; Asterinidae. The coding region runs from base 980 to 2005 and encodes 341 amino acids. Gene Ontology annotation, biological process: G protein-coupled glutamate receptor signaling pathway; regulation of synaptic transmission, glutamatergic.
CGUGCACGGUUAUUUGCACUGUUUAGUUAUUGUGCGCUUGCGUACCAAAAAAGGCGUAGUGUGACAUCAAAAGUGAUGCAUGGCCCAGACGAGUUACAAGUGAUUCAUGUCUACACAUUGCUCUAUUUUUUUAUGGCCAGCACCCACAUGUAUAACAUGUGGUAUAACGUUCCCAGCACAUGUCAAGUGCAAAAUUAGUCACAUUUGGUCUGCCGGGUUACAUGCCUUCCUUGUGCCAUCUUCUCUCCACAACAAGUAAUAGAUGAUUGAUGCAAACACAGAACUGCAGCAGUGUUUCAGAUCUCGGAUUGUGACAGUUAGAGCAACAAGCAAAUCAGAUCUGCCAUGAUCGUCGAAGAAAAUAUACAUCACCACAACAAAAACAACGUGCUUACACACCGUGCACCACUGUUCAUCUGAAUCAAGGAUAUAAGCACUGACAAAUAUAACGAAAAGGUAUCAUAGUUCAGAGGACCGUCCAGUAUCGUGCCUACUAUGGAGCAUGGUGACCGUAAACGAUUGGAGGAAGUUUCCGCGUCCUGGCUCCGCGCAUGCGCAAAUUUAUUGACAGUGAUCGCUCCCUCUCGGUUGCUGCAUACCACUUGAAAGUGAAAGAGGGACAACCUGAUUUUUUUUUUUUUCGGCCUAAAUAUAUUCCCAGCUGAGUACACGAGGAAGUCAGUUGUGUAUAGUUUGCCUUUAACCGGCAGUUGUGCGAGUUUAUUGUCAUCUGCAGAUAAAGGUGAACCGCGGGGAAUAAUAAAAUGCUGGCAGGAGAUAGCCGCUGGGUUGGAAUGUAUGGGGAUGCUUCGGCGGCAACCCCGUUGUGUUCACCCUGUUAAAAAUAUCAUUGGUAUUAAUUAUUCAAGCAGAGUGGGAUCGCAUGAGCUGCGGUAAUCCAGCUGGGAGGUGGAUACGGUUCGGCAGGCAGAGGUUACGCGCGCACGGUGUGCGUGUGUGAGAGAGACCGAUAGAGGCCAUGGCCAUACCGGCAACUAGCAAUCAUUCAUACCGCCGCAUAUGGCAGAGACAUCAUUGGCGUCAUUAUCUUCCCAGUGGAAUUAGCGGAUCGGAGCGGACUUUCUGCGGGAGGGUUAGUCGCCGUGUGACGGACCGCGUUGUCAGAAGCGAUACCGCGUCUCGAGAACACUCAAGCGAUGCUGGAAUACAGGUACAUAGUCCUAGACCAUCUGAGGAUGGUGGACACUCAGAUAUGACUGGACCACGGACUUCGGACUGGCAGAGGUUGUGCCUGCUCGUCUUGUGGGUGGUUCUCCUCAUCAGCGGCGUCAGUGCCGUGUCCGCGACGGUCCGGACCCGCAAAGUGGCCCGCAUGGACGGCGAUGUGGUCCUGGGAGCGCUGUUCUCCGUCCACUCUCCUCCCCCGUCCGAGAGGAAAGCCACCCAACGGACUUGCGGUAAGAUCCGGGAGGAAUACGGCGUCCAGCGAGUGGAAGUCAUGAUCAAGACCCUUGAGGAGAUCAACCGGGACCCCACCAUCCUCCCCAAUGUCACCAUCGGGUACGAGAUCCGGGAUUCCUGCUGGUACUCCUCGGUGGCACUGGAGCAGAGUUUGGAGUUUGUCUCCGAUAACAUCGGCGCUACCGGAGCUGGGGGCUCCUCCAGCCGGGAUCCAUUGGCGUCCCGCUCGGCGCUGGACCAGUGCCUCCCCGCUAGUGAUACUGACAUCGGAACGAAGAGCCCUGCUCGGAAACCAAUAGUCGGUGUCAUCGGGCCCGGUUCCAGUGAGGUGGCCAUACAGGUCCAGAACCUCCUGCAGCUGUUCAACAUUCCACAGGUUGCCUACUCGGCAACCAGCAAGGAUCUUAGUGAUAAAACCCUGUUUGAGUACUUCAUCCGAGUCUGCCCGUCUGAUACGUUGCAAGCUCAGGCCAUGGUGGACAUCGUCCUCCGUUACAACUGGAGUUACGUCUCCGCCGUCCAUACUCUCGGUAAGUACAUUUCAGCGUUUUCUGUUACCCUUCCUAAAACCAUCAAAAUCUAA